CAGUCAGUGCUUGUUCAACUCUGUGAUCGCGAACAACAUUUUGUUUAGUAAAAGCAUACAAACAAUACGCGUUACAAAACUAUUGCAUUUUAGUGAAUUUUUAAGUGGGCAGUGAUUAACAACGCUGAUUGUGAGUCGUUUGUUUGCGAAACGGUCGCGAGGCACUCUGAAAAUUAAUCUUGAAAUUAACAGUCACUAUGUUUAAAGGACUAAAAAUGAAAUCAAGAUUACUGAUGGGCUUAAAAUCAUCCCACGCUGAUCUGACAAUUGCAAAAUUUAUGUUAUUUUAUGGGCCGACCUAUGGCGACAGCGACAUUUAUGAUCUUAACGACUACAAGUCGCUCCUCGAGGACUCGAAUUUCUCAAAAACAAAAAAUACCGUGCUGUAUUUACAUGGCUACUUAGAGGACGCAAAUAUUGAAAGCAUACAUGUAAUUGUAGAUGCCUAUCUGCAGCGGGACGAUGUCAAUAUAAUUAUCUUGGAUUGGGGUGAAUUGGCUAAUGGUAAUUACAUGUUCGAUGCAGUGAUCAAUUGUAAACAGCUUGGAUCAGUACUUGCGAGAUACUUGGUUAAUAUGUUUGAGCUGGGCUUGGAUAUAAAGAAAUUCCAUAUAGUUGGUCAUUCACUUGGUGGUCAAAUGGGUGGUAUAAUUGGCAGAGAAGUGUACAGGCGGAGCGGCAAAACGAAAAAAAUCUCCAGGUACAUACUAUGUAGGUGUGUGCAAAGAACAUAGCGAUGGUGUAACUAC
This is a messenger RNA of Rhagoletis zephyria (snowberry fruit fly), 749 nucleotides long. RefSeq names its product phospholipase A1 member A-like. Lineage: Eukaryota; Metazoa; Arthropoda; Insecta; Diptera; Tephritidae. The record is from RefSeq and is a predicted model, not a curated record. Gene Ontology annotation, molecular function: serine hydrolase activity; lipase activity. Gene Ontology annotation, biological process: lipid catabolic process.